Molecule: messenger RNA, 1002 nt
Organism: Dacryopinax primogenitus
Lineage: Eukaryota; Fungi; Basidiomycota; Dacrymycetes; Dacrymycetales; Dacrymycetaceae
Product: alcohol dehydrogenase
Exons: 5
Coding region: 1-1002 (333 amino acids)
Molecular function (GO): oxidoreductase activity, acting on the CH-CH group of donors, NAD or NADP as acceptor
Source: RefSeq, a predicted model, not a curated record
AUGGCGCCCACCAGCAAUGCUCGCAUCGUUCUGUCCUCCUUUGUGACAGGGUAUCCCGUACCAGGAAAGGAUAUUACCUUAGACACGACCGGCAAACUCGAUCCUGAUGUUGUUGAAUUGAACGGUGGCUUCUUGACAAAAACCCUCUAUUUAUCACUGGAUCCUUAUCAGAGGGGAAGGAUGGCUGGUCCCACGGUGCACCGCUACUCAUCGCAGUGGAAUCUCGGAGACACACUAGAUAAUCAUGGAAUUGCGGUGGUGGUACGUUCGGAAGUCCCUGCUCUUCCUGCCGGCACAUAUAUCCAGGCGUGGUUGCCUUGGGAAGCCUACACCGUCCAUCCAGCUUCAACGGCGUCGCUAGUGCGCGUUAUCGAGAAAAGGGAGAACGUCCCUCUGAGCACAUAUCUAGAUGUGUUAGGCAUGCCAGGUGAGACGGGGUGGUAUGGGUUAGAAGAGUAUGGUGAACUCAAAGCGGUGAGCUUCUCUGCCCCUCAUAAAGAAGACCUGAAUGAACGCCUUAGCUGGCAGGGCGAAAGCAUCUACGUCUCCACAGGUGCUGGCCCGGUCGGUAGCAUGGUCAUCCAACUUGCGAAGGCCAAAGGUCUGCGAGUAAUUGCCUCAACAGGCAGCGCCGAGAAACUUGCCUUCCUCUCCGAGCUGGGUGUAGAUCGAGCUUUCAACUAUAAGACCACUUCCGUAGCCGAUGAGUUGAGAGAAUUCGGAGGGAUUGAUGUCUACUGGGACAACGUGGGCGGAAAGAUGCGAUUGAAUCUUGAUGAGCUGAUCUACAGAAGUAUCAAGAUGAUCGGGUUCGUCGUCAAUAGGCUCCGCUCGAAGUACCAAUCCGACUUCUACGCCACUGCACCGGGGAUGGUGGCACGGGGAGAACUCAAAUAUCAGGAGGACGUGACCGAGGGCUGGGAAGCGGUCGGAGAAGCGUUUGUGCGGCUCAUGAAAGGACAGAAUGUGGGCAAGGCGAUUGUUCGAGUUGCAGAGGAAUGA